AUGACAUCUUCUCCUAGGAUGGGGCGUUCAACCCAUCUUGUUUAUGCCUUUGGUUUUAUUAUCAUGGCAACAAUGGUUGCUGCUUCUUAUGAACCCUACACAUAUAGCUCUCCACCACCACCGGUGUAUUCUUCUGCACCAAAUGUUGAAUACAAGUCUUCACCACCUCCAUAUGUAUACAGCUCUCCACCACCACCGGUGUAUUCUCCAACCCCAAAGGUUGAAUAUAAGUCUCCACCUCCUCCAUAUGUUUACAGCUCUCCACCACCACUGGUGUAUUCUCCAACCCCAAAAGUUGAAUACAAGUCUCCACCUCCUCCAUACGUCUAUAGUUCUCCACCACCACCCGUGUAUUCUCUAGCCCCAAAGGUUGAAUACAAGUCUCCACCACCUCCAUACGUCUACAGCUCUCCACCACCACCAUUGUCUUCUCCAGCCCCAACAGUUGAAUAUAAAUCUCCACCACCUCUAUACGUCUAUAACUCUCUUCCACCACCGGUGUAUUCUCCAGCUCCAAAGGUUGAAUACAAAUCUCCACCUCCACCAUAUGUAUACAGCUCUCCACCACCACCAGCAUAUUCUCCAUCCCCAAGGGUUGAAUACAAGUCUCCACCACCUCCUUACGUAUACAGUUCCCCACCACCUCUAGUGUAUUCUCCUGCACCAAAGGUUGAAUACAAAUCUCCACCACCUCCAUACGUCUACAGCUCUCCACCACCUCCAUACUACUCUCCUUCACCCAAAGUUGAAUACAAAUCUCCACCACCUCCAUACGUCUACAGCUCCCCACCACCUCCAUACUACUCUCCUUCUCCCAAGGUUGACUACAAAUCUCCACCACCUCCAUACGUCUACAGCUCUCCACCACCACUAUACUACUCGCCUUCCCCUAAACCCGCAUACAAAUCUCCACCACCACCAUACGUCUAUAGUUCCCCACCACCACCAUACUACUCUCCUUCCCCUAAGGUUGAAUACAAGUCUCCUCCACCAUCAUAUGUCUACAACUCUCCACCACCACCACACUACUCUCCUACACCUAAACCAACAUACAAAUCACCACCACCACCAUAUGUAUACAGCUCUCCACCACCACCAUACUACUCCCCUUCACCUAAGGUAGACUACAAUUCUCCCCCACCUCCUUAUGUCUACAGCUCCCCACCACCACCAUACUACUCACCUCCUCCUAAGCCUACAUAUAAGUCUCCACCACCACCAUAUGUAUACAGCUCUCCACCACCACCAUAUUACUCGCCUUCUCCUAAGGUAGAAUACAAAUCUCCUCCACCUCCUUACGUCUACAGCUCUCCACCACCACCAUACUACUCUCCUUCACCUAAACCAACAUACAAAUCACCACCACCACCAUAUGUAUACAGCUCUCCACCACCACCAUACUACUUGCCUUCUCCUAAGGUAGACUACAAAUCUCCUCCACCAACAUAUGGCUACAGCUCUCCACCACCACCUUACUACUCUCCUUCACCUAAACCAACAUACAAAUCACCACCACCACCAUAUGUAUACAGCUCCCCACCACCACCAUAUUACUCUCCUUCUCCUAAGGUAGACUACAAAUCUCCUCCACCUCCUUACGUCUACACCUCUCCACCACCACCAUACUACUCACCAUCUCCCAAGCCCACAUACAAAUCUCCACCUCCACCAUAUGUUUACAGCUCCCCACCACCACCAUAUUACUCUCCUUCACCUAAAGUUGAAUACAAAUCUCCACCACCUCCAUACGUCUAUAGCUCUCCACCACCACCAUACUACUCACAUUCUCCCAAGCCCACAUACAAAUCUCCACCUCCACUGUAUGUUUACAGCUCCCCACCACCACCAUACUACUCUCCUUCACCAAAGGUUGAAUACAAAUCUCCACCACCUCCAUACGUCUAUAGCUCUCCACCACCACCAUACUACUCUCUUUCUCCCAAGAUUGACUACAAAUCUUCACCACCUCCAUACGUCUACAGCUCUCAACCACCACCAUACUACUCGCCUUCCCCUAAACCCGCAUACAAAUCUCCACCACCACCAUACGUCUAUAGUUCCCCACCACCACCAUACUACUCUCCUUCCCCUAAGGUUGAGUACAAGUCUCCUCCACCACCAUAUGUCUACAGCUCUCCACCACCACCAUACUACUUACCUUCUCCUAAGGUAGACUACAAAUCUCCUCCACCUCCUUACGUCUAUAGCUCCCCACAACCACCAUACUACUCACCUUCCCCUAAGGUUGAAUACAACUCUCCACCACCACCAUACUAUUCUCCUUCACCUAAACCAACAUACAAAUCACCACCACCACCAUAUGUAUACAACUCUCCACCACCAUUGUACUACUCGCCUUCUCCUAAGGUAGACUACAAAUCUCCUCCACCUCCUUACGUCUAUAGCUCCCCACCACCACCAUACUACUCACCUUCCCCUAAAGUUGAAUACAAGUCUCCACCACCACCAUAUGUCUACAGUUCCCCACCUCCACCACCAUAUUACUCGCCUUCUCCAAAGAUUGACUACAAAUCUUCGCCGCCACCUUUAUAUUAUUAA
This is a messenger RNA of Microthlaspi erraticum, 2559 nucleotides long. The record is from the annotation of a GenBank genome assembly. NCBI's taxonomy places the organism in Eukaryota, Viridiplantae, Streptophyta, Magnoliopsida, Brassicales, Brassicaceae.